Eucalyptus grandis is the source of this 767-nucleotide messenger RNA. RefSeq names its product acyl carrier protein 1, chloroplastic. Gene Ontology annotation, molecular function: acyl carrier activity; phosphopantetheine binding. The record is from RefSeq and is a predicted model, not a curated record. Gene Ontology annotation, biological process: fatty acid biosynthetic process. The transcript is spliced from 4 exons. Bases 200 to 604 code for a protein of 134 amino acids. NCBI's taxonomy places the organism in Eukaryota, Viridiplantae, Streptophyta, Magnoliopsida, Myrtales, Myrtaceae.
CCCCACCUAUCUCAACUGCAAAGCUCUACGGACAAACCAAACAGCAUCCUACGCGCUCCCCGUUCCCUCCCACUCCCACCUCCCACCCUCGCCUCUUUAUAUACACGCGCGCCUCCGCCUGUCCUCCUCGCCCUCGUCGCGUCCUCUGCCUCUGUCAUCUCAGAUCUCUCUCUUCCCCCCUGUCGAAACGGAGCUCGGAAUGGCCGCCGCCGCCGGAACGCCCGCUCGCGCUUCGUUCGGUCUGAAGCAGGCGCAGGUACCUGUCAGCAAGAUAUCUAAUGUCAGGUCUGUUUCCCUCCCCAUCAGUGGCAGAAGUUUCCCUUCUCUUAAAGCACGCCGCUUCCAGGUUUCAUGUGCGGCUAAAAGAGAGACAGUGGAUAAAGUGUGCCAAAUAGUAAGGAAGCAGCUGGCUUUACCAGAUGAUGCUAGCGUGACUGGAGAGUCAAAAUUUGCUAACCUGGGAGCUGAUUCUCUGGACACUGUGGAGAUUGUGAUGGGACUUGAAGAAGAAUUUGGGAUCAGCGUGGAGGAAGAAAGUGCUCAAACUAUCACAACUGUCCAGGAAGCUGCGGACAUGAUCGAAAAGCUAAUUGAGAAGAACUGAGGAAGACGUAGUUCCUUGUGAGCUUGUCUUAAUUUAUGCAUAUCUCGAUGCCCAUUGGUUGUGGAACUCCGAAUUUAGUUUCUGAUGUACUAGUUGCAUCUUGUUUCAAGAGUCAUUGUGCCCUAUUUUAUUAGAAUAAUGACAGAAACUUACAAUUGUUCUA